UGCCAGCACCACCAAUCCUUCAACUGGAAGAAUGUUGUACCCAUAACAACAGUGCCACAUUGUCGUGGAAGCAGCCACCUCUGUCCACAGUGCAGGUGGAAGGAUACAUCUUGGAACUGGAUGAUGGGAAUGGUGGCCAGUUCAGGGAGGUUUACGUUGGGAAGGAGACAAUGUGCACUGUGGAUGGUCUGCACUUCAACAGCACCUACAGUGCUCGGGUAAAGGCCUUCAACAAGACAGGAGUCAGCCCCUACAGCAAGACAUUGGUCCUGCAGACUUCAGAGGUUGAUAUUAAAAAAAUGGUAGCAGUGGCUUGGUUUUCGUUUGACCCCAGCACUGCUCACUCCGACAUCAUCUUCUCGAAUGACAACCUGACGGUUACCUGCAACAGCUAUGACGACCGGGUUGUAUUGGGCAAAACUGGCUUCUCCAAAGGGCUCCACUACUGGGAGUUAUCCAUCGAUCGCUAUGACAACCAUCCUGAUCCAGCUUUUGGGGUUGCCCGAAUGGAUGUUCUCAAAGAUGUUAUGCUAGGAAAAGAUGACAAGGCUUGGGCCAUGUAUGUGGAUAAUAACCGAAGCUGGUUCAUGCAUAACAACUCACAUACCAACAGGACUGAAGGAGGUAUCACCAAAGGUGCCACUGUAGGCAUCUUGCUUGAUUUGACCAGGAGGACCUUGACUUUCUCCAUCAACGAAGACCAGCAAGGACCAGUGGCCUUUGAGAAUAUGGAGGGAAUAUUCUUUCCUGCUGUCAGUCUCAAUCGGAAUGUGCAAGUAACACUUCACACUGGCUUGCCGGUCCCGGACUUCUACAAUGCACGGGGAUCCCUGCAGUAGAGACGCCCUCAUGCCUUUUUCUCAGGACACAUCAAGAGAGCUGCACUGACCUUCUUCAAGAAUUGACCUCACAGGAGCAAGAAGGAGAAUAUCUGGUCAUCUGGCAACUCCAAAGCAGCAAAAAUCUUUUUUUUAAAAAAAAGCAGAGUGGAAGAAACUAAAGAAAAACAAGGACAAAACAGACUUGGCACCUCUACAAGCUGCAGCAAUUGACCCCACCCCACCCCCAUCCCCUAGUUUCUCUAACCCCACAUGCUGUGCGUGAGUUAGCUUUGCUAUUUUUGCUUUUUGGUUGAUCACAGAAUUCCUGGACAAACCGAGGUGUAACUCUUGUUUCCAGUUUUGGUUUUAUUCCUUGCUAAAGGGUUUUUCCUUUUCCUUGAGUGCAAGCCAGAAGUCAUGACAUAGCAGAUGUGGUUGACUCCCAGAGAAGAGAUGGUUUAUAGUCAUAUUGCUGUGGAUUAAGUUCAAAAAUGGCACCCCAAACAUUUCUAUGCCCUGAUGGCUUGCAAGAAUUGCUUUCUCUGAGUCCAUCUAACUUCAUCUCCACCUUCUCCUCUUUCUUUGCAGUCUUUCUCCAUGAAGAAUAUCGUCAAAAAGUAUUGGACUUGGGUUGCCAUGCAGUUGGUGUUUGUAGGGACAAAUGGUAAUAAUAAUAAAUACCACAAUGGAAGCUCUACCCUUGCCAUAUUUGCAUGCACUGUUGCAAUGUAGAUAUGAAAGGGUGGAGUUUAUGUUGUGACACCACAGCACAUAUCUUGUUUUGGCAUCAUCCUGGCUACAUGUGUCUCCAAAUAUCACAAAAUCCUUUGGAGACCAUUACAUAAGCAGAUGCCAUCAAACAUAAUGGCCACAGAAUCCCAGAAUUAAAUAAAAAAAUUGAUUUUUAAAAAUGGCCCAAACUUCACACGAUUGCCAAAUCCUAUGAGACUAAUUAGGAGCAGGAAUGCCAAAUAUUUUACAUUUUUAUUGGCUCCUUUAAAAAUAAGUUCAUAUUGGUACCCGUGACAGAGGUACCUUGUGUCUUCUUAUGGACUACCCUGAGAUUAAAGAUUGAGAAUCUAUAUACAAAGCCAUGCAGAAUUAAUAAUUUUAAAAAUCCAGUGUUUUAUUUUUCCAGUGAAAGCAAACAGAAAGAUGAUCAUAUUAUUUCCAUCGAAAUGGUAGGCAAGCACUUUUGUUGGAACAGAGAGAACUCACAACAUCCAGACAUAUUAUUCCUCAUUUUUAAUUCAUAGACCACUUUUUCAAUCAGAACAAUAGCCACUGCAGAUCAUCACCAAUGCAGAAAACAGGAAACUAACAGGUUUUUUUUUAAACAACAGCAGGAAUCUCUAGUUUACAUGUGGUUUCUUAUAAUAGCAACAAUAAUAGGAACAUUAGAGUUACAUCACAUUUUUCUUUUAGAUCUCAAAGUAGCUUACAUAGGAAUUCUUCCCUUACUUUAUUUCCCGCAAAUAGCUAUAGCACUUAGACUUGUAUACAGCUUCACAAUGCUUUUACAGCCCUCUUUAAGCCGUUUACAAAGUCAGCAUAUUGCCCCCAACAAUCUGGGUCCUCAUUUUACCUACCUCGAAAGGAUGGAGGUCUGAGACAAGCUUGAGCUGGUCAAGAUCGAACUCCAGGCUGUGGUCAGAGUUAGCCUGCACUACUGCAUUCCACCAUUGGAUUCUGUCAUUGGAUUCCUAAUUAAUGAAUUAGUUAAUCAUAGAAGACAGGUUGAGCUGGGUAAGUGGAAGAUAAAUGCAAAGUUGGCUAUAAAUUGAAACCAUGAUUGGUUUACCCAGUCAAUCUUCUGAGAUGGCAACUCCAUCAGAUAUGUUUGAUUCUCUUUUGUUCAAAAAAUCUAGUGCAGCUUUUUAAAUUUUUCCUUCCAGUCUUGAGAGUGUGUUGAAUGCAAGGGAGAUCUUAACAAUCUAGGAUUCUUAGUUUGUAUUAGUUUUGUCAUGUGAAACAAGUCCAAAGCCAGACUUUCCUACAUCAUCAUCAUCAUCACCACCACCACAAAAUAAUGGAGCCAAAUGCAAUAAACCCUAGCUAUGUUGCAGAAUCAACAUCCUGCUAGAGAAAACAAGUUUCAUUCAUAGACAGCAAUUAUCUUCUGCCAAACCAUCCAAGAUAGUUCUACCUCUCCGUGGCAAGCUAACAGGGAAAACAGAUGAUUCAGAUAAGUUCAGCAUAUGAUUGUAUAUGAAGAGCCCUAUUGCGCCAUCAAGCUAACCAAGAUCAAAUGCUGCCAAUCUGCUGGGCUCCAUUGGUAGUUGGGAAAAAUGCUGGUCACAUGCGGAAAGUACCAUUUUGGAGAACCCUGACCAAGACUCAGGUUCCUACAGAGGCAGCUGGGAUUCUGGAUGCUGAACUGUGCUUUGGAUUCCUGGAUGGUUUGCAAAGUAACCAACUUGACUUAUGGCUUCCUACAGAUGUCACUUACCACUUUGGGAAGAUACAAGGCAACCAUUUUGCUAUUGUCAUUGUUCUUAGAGGGAAUUUCCCUGACCACAUAAACACAGAGCACUAUUCCUUGACAAUAUUUCUAAAUGAACUACGGGGACGGGGGAAGUAUCUCUUGAGAUUUUUUUUUUCUUUCUGUUUCUGUAAGCAAACUAUUAUAUGGGUAUGACUUUCUCUUGAUUGUACACUGGCGCUUAUCACACGUCUUUUCUCCCACACAUAAAUGCGAGCAGUUUGUCAGCCAUUUUAGGCAACAGCAUUUUUCAUAGCUAUAGUGAAAGUGUUGCAUCUAUAAAAAAAAAAAAAAAAAGAGGGCAUGCUGUAUCAGACCGAGCACAUAUUUGUGGCUAAUGUAUGGACAAGCAAAGAUGCCUCCUCGGUGUGUUCUUCUUUUCAAGUAAUGAACUCUGCCAUGGUAACAUUUCACGAUUCCUAGCUGUGAAACCAGGCCAAUUCAUGUUGGGUCAUCAAAAGAUGCUCCAUGAGGUUUUUUUAAUAUUCUCCUUUAUCUCGAUCAUUGCUUUAUUUCCGUAUCCUGGCAUUGUAAACAUUUUGCAAUUGUAAUGCUACCAUCCUACAUUUCUGCUGGGUUAGAAUGAACGGUUUUGCAGUGGCCUAUCAUUCCAGAAGGCCUACAUUAUGUUCGGCUGUAGUGCAAAAGGAGAAGGAGUGGUGCCUAAUACAAGCAGAGACUGAGGCACAUUUAAAUCAUUAGCAUGAAAAAUGAGUUAUGGCCUAGUUACCCGUGCAGUUGUAUGUAUUCCAUGGAACUUUGCUACUUUCUUUGGAAGGUCUAGAGUCUUGCUUAGCAAAGCCAUAAGAUAAUAGUUUGUUAGAAGUUUACAUCCAGCAAUGAACAAAGUAGCAAAGCAGUAAGUGAAUAUCAGAUAGUAGAAAUUGGGAGAGCUUGGAAACAUCUAAGAUGCUGUUCCAGCAGGAGAUAAAGUAUAAAUGAGCCCUGGAGUUUUUGAUGGUGCAGACCCAAGUUCUCCGGAAGUCCCUCAACUUGGAGAGGAGGACCUGAAAAGAGAGGGACUUCUUGAAACUUAGUAGUUUCAUGGCAGUUAGAAAUAGUUAAAUUGUAUGGCUUGGUCUAGCUCAAAAAGAGAUUGUGCUGCCCAUGCAGGCUGUGGGUUUAAGAAUUUGACAUCACUUUCAUGGAGAUUGUGGGUGAGGGUCCUUCACAGGUUGGGACUUCCACUGCUUCUACAUCAAUGCAUGUGGACCACUUGGGGGGGGGUUCAGAUUGGUGCUAUUUUAGAGGACGUCACCUCUGAAAGUUAUGCUUAUCACUCUCUGCCAAUGGAUCUUGCUCCCCCACUUGAAGGUGACUGAUUAUUUAGGCUAAUUAUGUACAUAAUACAUUUUCCACAUUUGUUCAUUAUGGUUGCUGUCAUUGUAUUUUUUUCUCCAACCAGAGAUAGCAUGCUGGUCUCCAUAGUGGUUGCUUUCAAUUUAGUUCAUAUUCUCUCUCUCUCUCUCU
This is a messenger RNA of Thamnophis sirtalis, 4773 nucleotides long. The record is from RefSeq and is a predicted model, not a curated record. Lineage: Eukaryota; Metazoa; Chordata; Lepidosauria; Squamata; Natricidae.